AUGCUGCCCUGCUUUCAAACUCUCGUCUUCCCAUUAUUCCUCCUCCCCUCCCACCACCGCUUCCUCACCGACGAUGUCCUCCGCCGCCUCAACUCCCUCAAAUCCUUCCUCUACCGCCGCGACCUCCCCUUUGGCUCCCUCUUUGUCCGCCUCAUACGCCCCCACGAGACCCGUUCGACCGUUCUCCUCCUCGCCCACUCCUUCGUCGAGUCCUUGCUCAUUCCCGUCGCUUACGUCAACCUCCUCGCUUUCCUCAUCAACCAGUACCUCCUCCAACUCUUGACGCUCCUGCCCAACACCGCCACGCUCGUCACCUUCUACACUCAAACACCAUCGCCAUCUACUGCUACUGCUGCUAAAGAAGAUGGGGAAGAACCACUACAAGAAGACGUUGGAGCGCCCUUGGCUGGAACUGUCGAGAUCUGUGUCAACAGAAGAGGCACCCCGGAACCGAAUCCAAGAAACGAAUGCCUAGAACUCAAUACAAUAAACCAGAAUCGAAUAAAUCAAAAGCUUUUGUCUCCCACUGUAGUGUAA
Messenger RNA from Vigna angularis (adzuki bean), 537 nucleotides. RefSeq lists its product as uncharacterized. The record is from RefSeq and is a predicted model, not a curated record. The transcript has a single exon. Bases 1 to 537 code for a protein of 178 amino acids. Lineage: Eukaryota; Viridiplantae; Streptophyta; Magnoliopsida; Fabales; Fabaceae.